This is a messenger RNA of Silurus meridionalis, 2619 nucleotides long. It is a transcript of the gene glcea, whose product is annotated as glucuronic acid epimerase a. The record is from RefSeq and is a predicted model, not a curated record. The transcript is spliced from 4 exons. The coding region runs from base 201 to 1955 and encodes 584 amino acids. Gene Ontology annotation, cellular component: Golgi apparatus. Gene Ontology annotation, biological process: heparan sulfate proteoglycan biosynthetic process. Gene Ontology annotation, molecular function: heparosan-N-sulfate-glucuronate 5-epimerase activity. NCBI's taxonomy places the organism in Eukaryota, Metazoa, Chordata, Actinopteri, Siluriformes, Siluridae.
GGCGCAGGUAAGGGCUAUAAGAGCUUUGUUUGCUCCCAUGUUUUUUUGCCGGUUUAUUGGAAAAUAGAUAUGAAUUAUAAGUAAAUGUUUUAUGUAUUGUGUCUGAGACUACAUAUACAGGCAUCCUCGAGACAGCUCAGUGUCAUGUAAGAUGAUUCUUCGUGUCUCAUCCCACACCUGUGCAUGGCUCUGAUGUGAGGAUGCGCUGCCUGGUGGCGAGAGUCAACCACAAACCGUUGAUCGUCCUUUGUGCAGUCUUUGCUCUAAUCACAGUUGUGCUGUGGAACAAGUGCUCCAGUGAUGUGGCUGUGCAUCCGCCAACCAGGCCCCAACCUGAGCCUGCGCCCACCAUAGAGGAAGACGAGGACCACAGGCAGCUCGCUGAAGUGCCCCUGGUUGGCAAAGAGGUGCAGUACGAGCAGAUCGACUGCCUCAUAAAUGAGGACGUGACGAUCAAAGGCCGCCGAGAAGGAAACGAGGUGUACCUUCCCUUCAGCUGGGUUGAGAAAUACUUCAAUGUCUAUGGGCAUCUGGUACAGUACGAUGGAACGGAAAGGUUUGAGUUUUCUCACAGCUACUCACGCGUAUAUGCCCAGAGAGAACCCUAUCAUCCUGAUGGGGUCUUCAUGUCAUUCGAGGUCUACAAUGUGGAGGUGAGAGACCGCGUGAAGUGCGUCAGUGGAGUAGAAGGUGUGCCCAUUUCCACACAAUGGGGUCCACAGGGCUACUUUUACCCAAUCCAGAUUGCCCAGUAUGGACUAAGUCACUACAGUAAGAAUCUUACAGAGAAGCCACCUACCAUAAAGACCUAUGGCUUCAUGGAAGAACGAGAGAGCAGCCCCAGUCCCUGGACAGUCCCUAAAGGUUGUUUGAUUGCCAAGCUCCAUGAUCCAGGACAUGCAUCCACUAUUUACCAGUUCACCACACCCGAAAAUUCAGAAGGUGUGUCUCUGCUUUUGGACAACUCCAAGGAUUUUGUCCUGUCCUUUGAUGUGAAGUUCACUUUAAAUGGUAGCGUGUCAGUGGUGUUGGAGACGACAGAGAAGGGACCUCCGUAUACCAUUCACUAUAUCACCAGCUCCCUUCUUAUUGCCUUCAAGGACAGGGAGGUCACUUACGGCAUUGGACCCCAGGCAGUGUGGAAUACCCUGAGCCGAGACUUGGUGACUGACCUACGUAAGGGAGUGGGUUUGUCUAACACUAAAGUGGUGAAGGCGACACGGAUCAUACCUCGACGUGUGGUCCAGCUGGUCCUGCGUGGUUCAGGCUUCAUCAGCAACAUCACCAUCUCCUCCACAGCUCACAUGGCUGCCUUCUUUGCUGCUAGCGAUUGGCUCCUACGCAACCAGGACGAGCGAGGUGGAUGGCCAAUCAGAGUGGCCCGCAAGUUAGGGGAAGGAUUUAGGACACUGGAGUCUGGCUGGUACUCUGCCAUGGCACAGGGACAAGCCAUGUCCAUGCUGGUGAGGGCGUACCUCGUAACACACGACCUUGUGUACCUCAGCGCGGCCAUGCGCGCCACUGCGCCUUUCAAGCGCAUGUCGGAGCAGCAUGGUGUGAAAGCUCUGUUCAUGAACAAAUACGACUGGUAUGAAGAGUACCCCACAACACCCAGCUCUUUCGUUCUCAACGGCUUCAUAUACUCGCUGAUCGGACUGUACGACGUGGCUGAAAUAGCAGGGGACAAGCUUGGCCGAGAGGCCGGCGUACUGUUCAGCCGAGGAUUAGAGUCUCUUAAGUCCAUGCUGCCACUGUUUGAUACAGGUUCUGGAACUGUAUAUGACCUGAGGCAUUUCACAUUGGGUGUGGCACCAAAUCUGGCACGCUGGGACUACCACACCACUCACAUAAACCAACUGCAGCUGCUGUCCUCAAUAGACAGCAGUCCCAUUUUUAGAGAGUACGCAAAACGCUGGAAAAGCUACCUUAAAGGAGGCAGGGCCAAGCACAACUAAAGACACACCAAAAAGACUUUUGAGAGGAAGGAACCUGCUAAUUUGCUUUCAAAGGCUGAAUCAUUGUGCACAUCAAAGCAGUAUGCACUGAUCCAAAUGAAGAACGUAUAUAUUUUACCUGGGAAACAUUCUCCAUUAUUUAAGCGUUGUUCUUCUCAAACAUACCGUCACACAUUGUGAAGAUUAAACGCAGCAUUUGAGCAGCAAUGUUACUUCAUACUUCCAAAAUAGUGAAAACAAUGCAGAUAUUUACAUGCACUUUAAGCACAUCCAAUGUUGAUUUGUUAAAAUAUUGUCGGUCCGUGACAGAAACCAAUAUUGUAACUGGUGAUGUAUUAUCAAACUAAUACUUUAUGUUCCUUCAUUAUGCUGGGGCAUUUUUCAAAGUUUUGUGCAAUAAUUUCAUGUUGCUUGUAUGUCUUAUUUAUAUCUUAUCGGUAAGUGGUGUAACUUACAACGCAUAAUUAAUUACGUAUUUUAUUUUUUUGUAUUUAUUAAUUAUGUAACUAUAGUAAAAUGACAGUCAAUGUGAGGUUUCUUUGUAUAAAAAUAUAUUGAAGAUUGCAUACUGUUCUAAUGCUCAUGUUAUCCACAGAUGUUCUAGAGUCUGUGGUUUUAUAUUAUUAGCAGCUUCGAAGGAAAAAUAAAUGUUUUUGGCCAGGAA